GCCUCUGUCCUGGGACGCUGUGCAAGCGGGGCGAGAUGGGGUCUCAGCAUCGCCAUGACGAUAAGUGGCCUCUUCCUCCUGAAGGCGUUUGUUCUUGCGUCUCUGGCAGCCUGGGUUACCUCAGGAGAGCUUGUGAAACCUGGAGCCUGUCCUCCUGACAAGAACCCCUGCAGAGACUUGUGCCAGGGUGACGACGCGUGUCCAGCCGGCCACAAGUGCUGCAGCACGGGCUGUGGGCGGGUGUGCCGAGGAGACCUUCCCAAGGGGAGGAGAGGAGAAUGCCCCAGGGUUCUUCGAAAGCAAUCCUGCUUCAGAAGGUGCGUCAACGAUGAGUCUUGUCCGGGCGAGAAGAAAUGCUGCGUGUUUGGCUGCAAGAAGAGCUGUGUGGUCCCCGAAUCUGCACAGAUGUUGGCAGAAGUUGGUGGUGAAUGUCCUGCUGACCCCCUUCCAUGUGAAGAACUGUGUGAUGGAGACCUGUCCUGUCCCCAGGGGCAUAAAUGCUGUAGCACCGGCUGUGGUCACGUCUGCCGCGGAGACAUUGAGGGAGGGCGAGCAGGCAGUUGUCCCAGUGUUCUGGUGGGUCUGUGCAUCGUCAACUGUAUGAUGGAUGAGAACUGUCAGGCUGGGGAGAAGUGCUGCAAGUCAGGGUGCGGCCGCUUCUGUGUCCCACGAGGCCUGCUGCCUGAACACACCACCCACACCAACUGGACAGUCAGGUCCGAUUCCCAGUCAGAGGUCCUGGAGCCCUAGCUGUCCCGACUUCCCUGGAGCUUUUGCCGACUCUGGGAGAUGUGGCUUGGCAGCCAGGAGAAGGUGCCAUCUUGGGGCUGUGCCGAGCCCUCCUGGCCUUCUUGACUCUGCUUCCUUCCUCCUGCUGCGUGGAGAGUUGAGCUGGCCCUGUGUCACACAGUGGGUGUGUGUGCUUCUGUUCCCCAAUACAGGCUGCUU
Ochotona curzoniae (black-lipped pika) is the source of this 948-nucleotide messenger RNA. It is a transcript of the gene WFDC3, whose product is annotated as WAP four-disulfide core domain 3. The transcript is spliced from 8 exons. NCBI's taxonomy places the organism in Eukaryota, Metazoa, Chordata, Mammalia, Lagomorpha, Ochotonidae. Gene Ontology annotation, biological process: innate immune response; antibacterial humoral response. Bases 55 to 750 code for a protein of 231 amino acids. The record is from RefSeq and is a predicted model, not a curated record. Gene Ontology annotation, cellular component: extracellular region. Gene Ontology annotation, molecular function: peptidase inhibitor activity.